Molecule: messenger RNA, 701 nt
Organism: Drosophila busckii
Lineage: Eukaryota; Metazoa; Arthropoda; Insecta; Diptera; Drosophilidae
Gene: RabX6
Product: ras-related protein Rab-4B
Exons: 2
Coding region: 48-683 (211 amino acids)
Molecular function (GO): GTP binding; GTPase activity
Source: RefSeq, a predicted model, not a curated record
UUGUUCUCUGGGGGCUUUAAUUAAAUUACUGCACAAAAACCAAAGAAAUGGCUACGGUGCGCAUACCUAAACAAAAAGUAAUACUUUGUGGUGACUACGGCGUAGGCAAAAGUUCGCUAUUCCGUCGUUUUACCAACAAUACAUUUGUCACCGAAACGGAUCGCAAGUCCACGCUGGGUCUAGACCACAUAGACCGCGAGUACAAUGUGGGCGAAAAGCAAAUUAAGCUGCAACUUUGGGACACUGGCGGCAUGGAGCGUGUGGCAUCUGUGACCUCAUCUUAUUAUAAAUUUGCCGAGGGUGCUAUACUGGUGUUUGCCUUGGAUAAUGCUGCCUCAUUUCAUUCGCUGUCGCAGCAUCUGCUGGACAUUGUUACCUAUGCCGAGAAUGCCAAAAUCUUUAUAUGCGGCAACAAAAGCGAUGUCGAUGGCCGCGAGCCUGAGGUCAGCGAUGCGGAUGUCGAAGCCUUUUGUGAACAAUGCCAUUCGUUGAUAAGUGCCACCUAUAAAACCUCCUGCCGCACUGGCGAGGGCAUUGAGGAAAUGUUUCAGGAUAUUUCGCGUCAGCUGGUGCAAGCCAAUCGCUCCAAAAUGGAGCUACAGGCACUCGAACGCGAAAGCUUUAAGAUUGACAAGGCCUAUGAGGCUGAGCUCAAUGAGGAGCCCAGCUCUUGUAGCUGCUAGCAGUUGGGGAACAUUGAG